AUGUCCAACUCUGAGCUGCACAAAGAACCGAAACAGCCUAAUAAUAACAACAACAACAACAAUAAUAAUAAAAAUAAUAAUGCUAAACCACAGCAACAGCAGCAGCAAGAAAGGAAGAAAAAUAAAAAGAUAGACAAAGUACAAUGUGACGGCAGACUGAAAAUUAUAAUAAACAGAGAAAAUGAAUUGCGAGCCAGAUGGCCAGAACGGUGGGGGUUUUAUUCGAAGAAUAACGUGGAAGCAAUGUGGAGCGAACAUGCUGUCAGUUUAGGAUUACCGGAAAAUUUUAUCGAUCUCAGAAGACAAAAACUGCGUAAACAAGAUAGAAUUCAACCGUUGAUCGACGCAGUACCAUCACCAUUGUGCAUUCCCAUAACGUCGUCAGGUUUUGUAGGAUGGCGUUCUGCGCAAGGAAUUUGUAAUUUAGAAAUGUUUGGCAGGACUUUUGAUUACAAUAGAUUAGAUACUCGGAUGUUAAAACCAGACAAUGAGCCAGAUCAAAAGCUACAGAGAUUUAUUAUUCUAGGAUAA
Molecule: messenger RNA, 531 nt
Organism: Macrosiphum euphorbiae (potato aphid)
Lineage: Eukaryota; Metazoa; Arthropoda; Insecta; Hemiptera; Aphididae
Source: the annotation of a GenBank genome assembly